GCCCGUCAAAAAUACAGCGGGCUCCUCUCUCCUCUCUUCUACACGUGUGCACUCCCUCUUGUUUGCAACCGCGGGGAAGAGAUGUCGCGACGUUACGACACAAGGACUACUAUAUUCUCCCCAGAAGGUCGACUGUACCAGGUGGAGUAUGCGAUAGAGGCCAUCAACCACGCGGGGACGUGUCUGGGUAUACUGGCUUCUGACGGAGUCCUGCUUGCGGCUGAAAGAAAGAACAUCAACAAGCUCCUGGACGAUGUCGUCUUCUCUGAAAAGAUUUACAAACUUGACGAGAAUGUGGCGUGCAGUGUGGCUGGAAUCACAUCCGAUGCAAACAUCCUCACUAGCCACCUGCGCGGCAUGGCUCAGCAGUAUCGCUACCGCUACCAGGAACCUAUGCCCUGUGAGCAGCUGGUCAUGAGGCUGUGUGACUACAAACAGGCCUACACACAGUUCGGAGGCUUGCGUCCGUUUGGAGUGUCCAUCCUGUACAUGGGGUGGGACCCUCAUUUUGGUUUCCAGCUGUACCAGAGCGAUCCUAGUGGUAACUAUGGCGGCUGGAAGGCCACCUGCAUUGGCAGCAACCACCAGGCAGCCAUUUCUCUGCUGAAACAAGAGUACAAAGAAGAUCCUCCGACGCUAGACGAAGCGCUCGACCUGGCGGUAAAAGUCCUCUACAAGACCUUGGAUAGCACAAAGUUCACCUCUGAGAAAGUUGAGAUUGCGACUCUGACAAGAGUAGGCGAGGGAGAAGGAGGGAGAACAAAGAUUGCGGUGUUGCCUGGUGCUGAUGUGGACGCCAGAAUCAAGGUCUUCUUCAAGAGAGAGGAGGAGAGGAAGAAAGAGGAGAAGGCGAAGGAGGCAGAGAGGGCCAAAGCAGCUGCCGCAGCCUCAAAGACAACCGCUUCAUGAACACAUAUACCCGAUAAAAUUUUACACGUUUCCCCGAAAAUUUACGAGCGGUAUUCUAUAUGGUGCGCACCUUGCACGUGUAUUAGCGGAGAAGAAAUGAGCCGUGUUCGGCCGUUGGUGUUGUGGAGGGUGAUGGGUCACGUCUGGAGAGGUCCAUUGGCUCAGGGAGAUGUUCCUCUGCUAAGUGCAGGGUAUUAUAAUAAGCGGCCCCUCCGCACUCAACCCGGCCUGCAGCAUCUGUCGCGGCACGCGAGGGGAGUAAAGGUGUGGGAAGAGGCCUUGCAGAGCAAAGCAGGAGAGGAUUUCCAGCUCACCACUGUGUGUGAAUCAAUGAUUGAUAAUCUUCAAGUAAAUCGGUACACCAAGUCAAGCAAUAUGACAAAGAUUUUUGAUUGUGUUACCACAGCUGAAGAGUUGAGAGUGGCUUUGAAGGCUCUCGCCAGCUUCAGGCGGAGUCUGAGUCGACCGACGCCUGCUCUCCCUCUGGUGGUCGUUAGGGCGUGUCUGAGGGCGGGGUCUCCGCAUGAGGCUCUCAGACUCAUCAGGAACAAGGUGUCGUACGGACUGUUUCCUUCGCGGAGAGUGUUCCACGUACUGAUGGACGGCUUUAUCAGAGACGGAGAUGGAGCUGGAGCUGUCUCGGUGUACAGUCAGAUGCUGGACGACGAGGUGCUUCCACAUGGAAUGACCUUUCACCUCGCCUCCAGAGCGCACGCCAUGCUGGGUACGUCGGAGGCCCUGGAGAAGGCGGAGUCUCUCUCCCAGCAGUGUCAAGAAAUGGAACCAAAACUCGGCAGCAAAUCCUUCGUGAUUUUAGUCAAAGCUCUUCUCUCCCAGAAUAAGGGGAGAGAAGCUCUCUCACUUCUUGGCAGACUUGAACAAGACCAGCUCCUUUUUCCACAGACUCAGUUGAAUUUGAUGACACACGUGUUGGUGGAGAUCGGCGAACUGGGCAGAGUACUGGACGUCCUGAGAGAGAAACUGUGUGUCCCGUCCGACGAUGGGCCGGGCCUGCCUUUGGAGGCGUGGCCACAGCUCCAGGCUGCAAUCCAGUCCAGUUCUGACAUGGAACUCAGACAGAAACUUGAGAAUCUUGAGAAAGACUUGGAAAAUGUCAGAAAAAUUCCUUCACAGCAAUAGCACAAUGUUGUAUUACACAAAAUACAGUCUUACUCGUCAUCAUACAAAAUUUCACAGAACAUCACAUCAAAAAAAUUGUAUAUACAGAGAUGUAAAAAAAACACUGUUGGUGAAAAUUGAGGGAAAAGUGAAAAUUCACAAAACAAAAAUA
Molecule: messenger RNA, 2200 nt
Organism: Geodia barretti
Lineage: Eukaryota; Metazoa; Porifera; Demospongiae; Tetractinellida; Geodiidae
Source: the annotation of a GenBank genome assembly